CAGGGAGUUGUGAUUAAACAAGUUCCAAACUUAUAUAGAACUUUCAUAUGUAUAACAACCACUCAUAAAAUGUCAUCAACGUUGAACAGCAAUCUUCCAGAAUUCCUAAUCCAACAAAAACCUCAUUUUAAGUACGUAAUUGGUAAAAACUCGGUUAUUAGGCUAACGAUAAAGCUACAAACUUUCGGAAAUUAUAGAGUAAUAUAUAAUACUCAGAACAUCGUUUUUUUCAAGUUCAGUACUAGGCCAGAACAUCAUGGUUCUGUUAGAUCUUGAAGGUGAAUUUACACUAUACAAAGGUGGCGCUUAAUUUUAUAGCAACAGAUCCUGAGUUUUAAAAAUCCGUUUCAGUAUUUCCGGAAGACCCGUUACAGUUUUUAUAUAACUCCACAAUGGGACUAAUUCGUUUCAAAAUUAUUAGAAUCGCUUCUUUAAUCACAUUCGUCAUUCAUGCCAUUAUUAGUUUCCUAUAUUUGGUUGAACUGGUGAUGACAUUCGACUCAACUUUGCUCACAAGCUACGGACCGAUGAUUUUUAUUUUUGGAAAUGUGUUAUUACCUGUCUGUGGUAUUGUAUAAUUUUUAUCAAAAAAUAUUUUUAGGGGUUUAUGGGUCUAGCCGUUAUCUUCUACAUAGAACACACAAUCAGGGUGUUAUUGGGUCAAACGAUUGGACAUUUGUGGGAAUUCGAUACCCAGUCACCGUUAUACAAACGCAUUUCCAAAGAAGCAAAGACAUUUUUAGCUGCAGUUCAUUUGAAUAAUUUCAUAAUGGCGUUGAUGAUGUUUUUUGAUUUUCCAAUAGGGGGUAAUAACACUAAUAUUUAUUACGCGAAAUAUUUCUUUGAUAGAGUUUUACCAAAUUACACUACGUAUUUGUGCUACUUGUACUACGCAACUUUUCCUCUUUUGGGAUAUAUGAUGGUAAUCAACCCCAAUUUAAUGUUGUAUAUAACGUCUCAGUUGAAAUUCCAAGUGUACUAUUUAAACGACUUGUUGAUGAAUAUCGGUGCUACGUACCAAAAUAACGACGAUUAUGAUUUAAUACGAAACGAAAAUUAUCAAAAAGAGGUUUCCAUUCAACUUUCACGUUGUGUACAGAGACACUGGAUUCUUAAAUAUUGGGAGAAAAAAUUCAAUGAAACAAUUUACAUGCCAUUGAUUAUCCUCAUGGGCUUAUCAAUAAUGGCCUUCAUUAGUUUGUUCUUUGGUAUUAUUGUGGAACGCCAAGAAACGUAUCUUCUUAGAGUUGGUUCUUCACUAGUCUUUGCUUGUAUUACGACUUUCUUUGCGGUUGCUUCGGGGCAGCUUCUAACGAAUGAAGUUUAUUCUUUCAUUAUUUUUUUUUUAAACUAAUGUGUUGAUUUUUCUUUUUAGUCUGCGAAUAUUCUAACUAGUGCAGCUAACUGUCGUUGGACUUCGUGGAAUUGUUCAAAUCGGAGGACUUUGUUAAUUUUUAUGAUAAACGCCCAAGAACCGUUCAUUAUCGGGACCCCUUUUUUUCUUUGUGAAUACCCCUUCAUUAUCUCAGUAAGUUUUCAUUCGUCUUGAUAGUAUGAGAAAAAAUGUGUUGCAGGCCGGCAAGUUUAUUUCUUCAAUGUGUGGAUUUUUUCUCCAGAUAGCUAAAAUGAGGGAGGCUGAAAUGUUAGCAAAUACAGUUUCUGAUUCGCCUGAAAGCAAUUGAAUAUUAUGUAAAAACGUGUUAAAUUAUCGACAAUAUAUAUUUUUUGUGGUUAACAA
Messenger RNA from Zophobas morio, 1738 nucleotides. RefSeq lists its product as uncharacterized. Gene Ontology annotation, cellular component: plasma membrane. Gene Ontology annotation, biological process: detection of chemical stimulus involved in sensory perception of smell; sensory perception of smell. Gene Ontology annotation, molecular function: odorant binding; olfactory receptor activity. The record is from RefSeq and is a predicted model, not a curated record. The transcript is spliced from 3 exons. The coding region runs from base 608 to 1354 and encodes 248 amino acids. Lineage: Eukaryota; Metazoa; Arthropoda; Insecta; Coleoptera; Tenebrionidae.